Molecule: messenger RNA, 1302 nt
Organism: Penicillium cataractarum
Lineage: Eukaryota; Fungi; Ascomycota; Eurotiomycetes; Eurotiales; Aspergillaceae
Exons: 3
Coding region: 1-1302 (433 amino acids)
Molecular function (GO): NAD binding; oxidoreductase activity; NADP binding
Source: RefSeq, a predicted model, not a curated record
AUGUCUAAGCCUGCUGUUGGAUUUGUCGGCCUUGGAGCCAUGGGCUUCGGCAUGGCCACCCAUCUUGUAAAAGAGGGCUACCCCGUUCACGGCUUCGAUGUUUUCCCCGCUUCAGUGGAGCGCUUCAAGGCCGCGGGAGGAAUUCCGGCCUCAUCACUGCAAGACUCUGCCAACGGGAAAGACUACUAUGUUUGUAUGGUCGCUUCAGCACCCCAGGUGCAGAUUGUGCUCUUUGGCGAAGGUGGCAUUGUUUCUGCUCUCCCUCAAAAUGCGACUCUUAUCCUCUGCUCGACCGUUCCUGCCUCAUAUGCCCAGUCCGUCGCGGCUGAGUUGCAAUCACGCGGUCGUGGCGACAUUCAGUUCAUCGAUGCUCCUGUAUCUGGUGGAGCUAAGCGCGCUGCUGAUGGCACUUUGUCUAUCAUGGCCGGUGCGUCAGAUGCUGCACUGGAGAAAGGCAAAUUUUUGCUUGAGACCAUGUCCGACGCAAAGAAGUUGUAUCUCGUUCCUGGAGGGAUCGGUGCCGGGAGUAAUAUGAAGAUGGUUCAUCAGGUGUUGGCGGGUAUUCACAUUCUCGGUGCUAGUGAGGCUAUGGGUUUCGCUGCUCAGUUGGGUUUGGAUGCAACAAAGACUGCAGAUGCUAUCAAGUCAUCCGAUUCAUGGACGUGGAUGCACGAGAAUCGCUUGCAGCGCAUGUUGGAAGAGGAUUGGCACCCUGGUGCUAGUGCGUUGACAAUUAUUCUCAAGGAUGUGGGAAUCAUUACUACCUCCGCUCGUCAGAACCAGUUCCCUACGCCACUUUGCUCCACGGCCGAGCAAGUCUAUCUUUCUGCCUUGCUCCAAGGCUAUGGCCCUGUUGAUGACUCGUCCAUGGUUCGCCAAUACUACUCUGAACCAAUCACCAAAGUUUCCAACACUAAAUCCACCGAGGAGAACGCUGAAGCCCUGCAGCUCGUGCUCGAUGUCAUGCAAUUGACCAACCUCGUGGCUGCAGCGGAAGCUAUUUCAUUUGCCCAUCACCUCAAUGUUGAUCUCAAGCAAUUCUUUACGCUUGUCAGCGAUGCCGCAGGUGCUAGCCGGCAGUUUAUGACCAAGGGACUGGAGAUGAUCGAAGGCCGCAUUGGAAAGGACUCCGAGACAGUCGAUGAUGUUAUUAGUCGCCUGGAGAAGGGCGUACAGAAAGCACGGGAUCUGCACUGUCCAUUGAAUCUGGGCAAUGCUGCUCUGAGUGUGCUGCUUAUGGCUAAGAGAUCAGGAUUAGGUGCUGAAGGAAGUACUAGUGUGAUCAAAAUGUUUGGAAUUUAG